AUGUCCGACAAUAGGGAAAUCUUGCACCACGAUGAAGUUCCUGAGGUGAGGCAUGAAAAUGAGGUAAGGGUUUCCUUGGAACUUUCAUGUGAAAAAAAGGAUUCACUCAGAGGAAAGUGCUCGGAAUCGACUUGGGUACAACGAUAACCUGUAUGGCUUUCUACGAUGUGGAAACUGAUAGAUAUACUGACCUCGUUGGCGAUGGGAAUAAUCGUUGUUAUCGAUGGAGCGCGAUUGUUUUACAAAGCCGUGAUUUUCAGAGGAAGACCUGGUUUGUUCUACAGUGACUUUUGAAAAAGAGCGUGUCAACAACGAAGGCGGCGUAGCUCUGAGGGGAGACAUCGGGAGGGAUCCGCCUGGAGAUCCGGUUCGCACUGUUUCAUGUAAGAAAAAGAAACAUGAAUAGAAAGGAUGGAAGCGUUGCGGUCGCGGAGCGGCUGUAGGAAUUUCGCGUCUGCUUGCCAACUUUACACCUUUUACACUUAGUCUAAGUUUUGCUUCGACUUGAAUAUAAUGGCUGGAAGAAUGGCGCGUUAGAUAAGUUUUGUUCUGACUGCUGCGUUCACUGUAGUUCUGAUGAGUCUCAAAGCGAAAGCAAUAAAAAGGCUGUGGUUACGGUAGCUUUUUUGUUUUCUGUAUUUAAAAACCAGAAAACGCGCGUUAGAUAAAUUUCGCUCUGUCUGCUACGUUUACUGUAGUUUUGAUGAGUCUUGAAGCGAAAGUACUAAAAAAGGCUGUGGUUACGGUACCUUCGUAUUCUGUGUUCAAAAACCGGAAAAAUGCCCAGCGCGAGAUACAAAAGACGCUUCAGGACACCCUCAGCAUUAGGGGAGAGUAGCCUAAAGUCGGGUGCAUUUUAAAACCAACAGUUUGAGCCGCUCUAUGCGCUUCAAAGGCCUUAUAAGAUUUUAAACUUCUUUCAGUGGUCAAACGAGUUAUCGGGAAGAACCACGAGUCCUUUAAACGAUCGGGCGAAGAAAGGUACAUAAAUUAUAAUGUAAGUUUCAAAAUUUCGGGAUUUCUAACUAUCAAAAUUCAUUUUGCAGGUCGAAGAAAGCGAAAACACCGGGAUUAUUGGAAUCGAAGCUGAUGAAGAGGUUUAGAAAAGGAAAUUUCAUCGAAAAAUGAAGGAAUUAUUUGAGAUGGAUGUGGACGAAGAACUAAAAAAAACCAAGGAAAAGGCGAAAAAAUCGCUGAAAAUCCGAGUUGAAGUCGAUGGAAUCGUCGAGUUUUACGCGCCGGAGGAGAUUUCUUCGAUGGUUUUGAGGAGAAUGCGGCAAAACGCGGAGAGGAAAUUGGAAACGGACAAAUUGGUAAAGAUUUGCCUUCGAGUAAAAUAUAGUCCAUUCACGGCUACCUUGGGGCGGCGUGGCUUGUCUGCGCUCUCCAUCAACCAGGCACUGUCUCUUUCCUAAUCGUGCCAGGACCCUUUUUUCAAUUGAUCAAGCCAGCUGUGAAUCAGUAAUAGCAUUAAAGGCAUAGGGGCAGUAAAAAACGGGGUUUUAGGAGAAAGCAGUAUUUUGUAAAGUUUUUCUUUGCGAAUCCAACGGUGUAAAAAAAAAUUACAGAUCAGUUGUGACUAAUUUUGAAGAAAAACGAGAUUUCACUUUCCCGCCUUUAAUUUUGAAAAAUGCUUUAGAUCGGUGUCAAAAAACACACACCGAUAAUGAAGGAAACACAAAAUAUCGCUAUCCCAAUCGAAACCUGUGUGAAAUCAUCAUUUUUCACCAGAGAAGCAUUUUUGCGAUCAAAGUUUGCAAAUUAUACAUGAAUAGAAAGCUUUUGUGACGAAAAGAACUUUGGUGACAACAGAAAUAAUUGAAAAUUGAAAGAAAUGGAAAAAAAGCGAAAAUCCGGAAGAUAGUGAAGCCUGUUGUCCAUAGAGCAACUUUACUGCAAAGCGCCCUUUUUGCGGGAACUCAAGCUUUCUUCUUUCAGACUUUGAAUUAUUUUUUCUUCAAAACUAGGAACUUCUGUACAUUUCCAAGUUCACCGUUCGAUUCGCAAUGAAAAGCUCUACAAAGUACUGAUUUGAACUGAAACACAAGUUUACUGCCCCUAUGCCUUUAAAAAAGCUCGAGUAUCACAAUUUGCUUCUAGAAUUCAGUAAGGCUGAUACUUUCAAGUGAUGAAACAUGUCAGAAAGACUAGAAUUGUAGUCUGAAUUCAAUCUUGGGAAUAAAGAAAAAAAUGAAAUCUAUGGGAAUAACUUAAUGGCAUAUGGGCAGUAAAAAACGGUGUUUAAAAUAAAUUGGCCAUUUUUUAAAGCUCUUGAUUUCCCUUCCAACGGUAUACUUGAAAAUGUACGACACUUCCUAUUUUGGGAGAAAAACUUGUUCAAAAUCGGAGAGAAAAAGUUUGAGUUCCCGCCAAAAAGGGCGUUUUGUAGUAAAGUUGCUCUAUGGACAACACGAUUUUUCAGUUUUUUACUGUUUUUUUUUCACUUCUUUCAAGUUUCAAGUUUUUCUCGCCAUGAAAACUUUCUGUUUAUGUAUAGGUUGUAAAUUUUGAUCGCAAAAUGCUUCUCUGAUGAAAAAAUGACGAUAUAGAGGUUUAAAUUGAGAUAUCGAUAUUUUGGUUUCCUUUAUUUGUUUUUUUUGUUUGACUGAAGAAUUUUUGAGAGCUUUGAUUUGAAGCAGAUCUCGGGUUAUUUCUCAAAAAAAUGCGAGUCUUAUGAGACUUCUCGUGUACCCCAAAGCAUGUUUCAAAGUUGAUAGCGUGAAAAGAAGUUUGCCUUUUUUCAAAAGCGCUCAUGUCAGUGAUUUCGAGAAGACUGUUCGAUUCACAAUGAAAAGAUCUACAAGGUACUGACUUCCCAUCAAACUCCGUUUUCACUGACCCUUUGCCUUUAAAUUUAAAGAUUUUCUUGAAAAUUUCCAAAUUUCUUUCAAAGUUUUCGCUGAAUAAUUGACUGAAGUUUCAAGAACCGAAUUUUUCCAGGAUGUCGUGGUGACAGUGCCAGCCUAUUUCAACUGUCAGCAGAGGAAGUCGACGGCGCAGGCCGCGAAACUGGCCGGCUUUUCCGGACGUAUUGAAAUUCUCAAUGAGCCGACGGCCGCCGCGAUCAACCACGUCUUCACUCAUGAAGAACAGACGUAUGAGUAGAAAAAAAAAAAAGGAAAAAUGAGCUCUGAAAAGUUGCUGGACAUUUUGGAAAGAGUAGUUUAAGAUCCUUCAGUCCUUGAGCCGAGUAAUGGACCUCAAAGACGCCAAAAUCUUGAUUUUCUCUAGUAAGAUGGUUGAGUAUAGGUUAUUCCGCGCCAGCUUGUCACGAUUUCCAGUUUAUUUCGAGCUACAGUAGCCUUUUCGGCGCUUCGAUGCACUCGGUGUGCGCCUUUAAUAAAAUUCAUUAUUUCCGAACUUUGGAAUUUUCUUAUUCUACAAAAACAGUUGUAACAUCUAUAUAUAUAUAUAUAUCAAACUAACCCAAAAAAAUUAUAUGCAAAAAAAGCUCAAACAGUCGGUUUCCUUAAUAACAAUUAAAAAGUAGUAAUUCAAUCUUUUUUUGAUUUUCUUUUUUUACAAAUCCAGCACAGAAUCUGAGUGUGUAUUGUUAAAGCGAAAAAUGAAAUCAAUUCAUUGAAAACAACCUCGUAAAUAAUAAAAGAGAGAGAGAGGAAAUUGAAGCAAUAUCUCAAUUAGAAAUAAUGUUUUAUUAAAGGCGCACGCAGGGGGGAACACCGAGAGCAUCGAAGCGAAACGCCGAAAUGGGUUUCCGAGAAAAUUUAAAAUCGUGACAAGCUGGCGUUGAAUGACCUAUAUUCCUUUUGACAGGGUAGAAACUUACCUGGUCAGCAAUAUUUCAGGGGCUACUUCCUCGUCUACGAUCUCGGCGGCGGGACCUUCGACGUGACUCUGAUCCAUGUCAACCAUUCGAGAACCGAGUUUCGUGUCCUCAACAUCGACGGCGAUUCUCAUCUCGGCGGCGAAGAUUUCAACAACGAUUUUUUGGAUUAUGUUGGCGAGAGGAUUAAGCAACACUGUGAAAUCGACAUUUUCGCCAAGGAGAAUGCUGAGCUCAAAGCCCAUUGCCGUAGGGAAUGCGAGAACGCCAAAAAGCGCAUCUCUUCCGAAGAGCAAUUCAACUUGCAUGUCGAUUUCCUAAUCGGCGUUGAGCCCUUCUUGAUCACGUUCCCCAGAAUCGGUAAUCAUUACAAUUUCCAAGAGAAUGAAAACGAUUUCACCGGCCACGUAUACUAUGCAAAGAUCGAGGCGAAGAUUGAUAAAACGAUUGAUAUAGUGAGGAGAGUCCUUAGAGAAGCUGAGACGAAGGGCGUGAGAAAAGACGACGUGAAGGUUUUGCUGAUUGGCGGUUCAUCGCGAAUCCAUCUGAUUCAAAAGAAGCUUUGCGCAAUCUUUAAUCCGGCGAUGAUCAAUCAACAGGAAGAUCCGGACCGAGCAGUGGCACGCGGCGCGGCACGCUACGCAUACCGCCACAGUAAACAGGUGAAUAUGAAAGUCGAAGACGCGAUGGCCCUGCAAAUCGGCAUCGUCACCACGAAUCACGAUGGAAGAGGCCGAAACAUCACGUCUUUGGUGCCGGCAAACUCGACGCUCCCUUUCCCUUCGACGACCAGAAGAUUCAGGCCUGCCAAUGCGAAUCAGCCUUUUGUCAACGUCGAACUUGUUCAAGGUAGGCCUUGUUUUGGACCCAAACUCCUAAAAACUGGGAAAAAAGAUCGUAUAGAGAAUUCUCAGGGACUUUUUGCCCUCAGUUUUGAUAAAAAGCUUGCUCUUGCCAGGUCAGGCUUCGAAAUAAAUUUUCACCGAAAAAUUUUAGCUUUGGGAGAGGGUGACCGGCCGACAUUCGCACGAGCCUGACUUGAGGCGUAGCUUGUUCAGCGCAAAUCUUUUCGGGCUUCCAUAUAUAGCUUAUUCACGGUUGGCUUGAGCCCAUACAUGGGCUAACCAACUACUUUUUGUGACGUCAUCACGUACCCCCUUGAAAAAGUACGUACUCGCCUCGAAAAAGUACGUAUCUACCGUUCGGAGAUAAGCAAAAAGAUAGGCAACGAAUUUCCUACUAAAUGUACUUCAAAAAGCUCGAUAAUUAAAAUGGAUGCAUUUUCCGCGGCUUAGAAAGCCACCUGAAUGAAUAGGGGGCCCGAAAGUGAAAAACACCCUGUUAGCCCACGUAUGACUUGAGCCAUCGAAAAAAACUUCUUGACACGAAGAUAAGAAAAAAGACAGUGCCUGGUUGAUGGAGAGCACUGACAGGCCACGCCCCCUCAGCGUAUUAAGUUAGCAAUGAAUAUAGUACAUUCCAGCCCAGCCUAUUUCAAAUCAUCAGUUUCCCAACUUCAGGUGAAAUGAAGAACUACGCCCUUCUCGAUGCGUUCUCAAUGCCAGUAGCUUCAGCUGAAACAAUAGUGAAGGUUCAAAACGGGAAAAAAUUUGAAACAAAAUAAAUUAUGUUUCAGAUAACAUAUUCUGUCGACGAGAAUGGACUCGUUAGCUUUGAGAUUGCACUCAACGAGGGGGGCGACAGAACGAGGGAAACGUACAGAAGGACCGCCCAUAUCAGCUAUAUAUCAGAUGUGAGAAAAAAGCUAGAGGUCUGACCGAGAAGAGAGGUUUUUUGAAUGGGACCGGAGUUAGUAGAAGCGAUGUCAAUCCCUUUUUCAGCUCCCUGUUGAAAUUUUAAUGAAACUUUCCGGAGGCUUUAGGACUUACCGAUUUCAGAACAAGCAAAAAUUUUCUCACAUUAGAUCUGGUAUUUAACAAGGAAGGUCAUUUUAGUUGGGAUUUCCUCAAAAACUGGCCAGAACGCUUUUUAUUGUACCACAAAUAGAUCCUGAACGUUUUCACUUUUCAACUUUUAAGAAAGUCCAAUGAAAAGUCGAGAAGAACCUUCAAAAUCCGUUAAGAUAAGCUUUUUCUGGGCUUUAAUUUAUCAAAAACUAGGGAGUUGUGCAAGUUGAAACUUUUAGGUACCCUCUGUGGUACAUCGGAGAGUGUAUUGGCCAAUUUUCAAGAAAAUCAUAAAACUAUGUCAUAAGGAUCAGUUUCACCUACAGAAACUCAAUAGGAAAGGCUGAUUUUUUUUUAACUUUUACAAACAGCUCUGGACAUUUCUCCAGUAGAUUUGGAUCCAGCGGGAAAAACUGCACCUGUUGAUAAUUAGAAUAAUCACUGUGAGUCAAGAAUUUCCCCUGGUGAGUAAGAAAAACAGCCGCCGAAAAAGAACAAUGACUCUAAGAAAAGUGGCGGUGCACCCUGCGUUGAACUCUCGGUGCACCCCGCAGUGUAACCAGGGGUGCACCUCGUUUAGCUUUAAAUGCCUAUCAAGGUACUUAUUCCGUACACGAAAACAUUUCCUAACACAACCUUUUCCUACAGUUUCAUCCUAAGUUGUUACGGUAUCUCUUUUUAUUUCCGACCGGUCGCCCCAGGGGUGCACGCCAACCAGGUCAAAUGCGGGGUGCACCGAAAAUUUUCGGGGUUCACUUCGAAUUACACCCUCAUUUUUGUUGAGCUAACGGGUAUUUUUCAAGUUUUUUUUCCUCUGAAGUGGUAAACUGACUAUUUUCUUAUAAAAAAAGUAAAGCCGCUAGAAAACUUCGAGUUAAUAUUCAGGAACAAUUGGAAGUGAUGAUGGCUCGUGCGGCGCAAAGAGAACGGGAUGAUCUCGCGAUUGAAGAACUUUCAAGAAGGGAAGAAUGGUCCGACAGGAACGACGAUGUUCAGGAAGGAGGAAUCAUCGAAAUUGAAUGA
Caenorhabditis auriculariae is the source of this 6714-nucleotide messenger RNA. NCBI's taxonomy places the organism in Eukaryota, Metazoa, Nematoda, Chromadorea, Rhabditida, Rhabditidae. The record is from the annotation of a GenBank genome assembly.